This is a messenger RNA of Nymphaea colorata (pocket water lily), 1651 nucleotides long. RefSeq lists its product as uncharacterized. The coding region runs from base 709 to 1230 and encodes 173 amino acids. The record is from RefSeq and is a predicted model, not a curated record. Lineage: Eukaryota; Viridiplantae; Streptophyta; Magnoliopsida; Nymphaeales; Nymphaeaceae. The transcript has 5 exons.
AAGUGGGUAAACGUAUAAUUGAUGUUUGGUUACAUAGUUAGAACUUUGGAAAUUGGCACGGAAGAAUGUUUGCCUACCCGAAUGUUUGUAUUUGUUGUUUCUGCUUUCGCUGUCAAAUGAGUAAUCACACUUUAAAUUCCAUGGCAGACGCUUUGUUUGCAAGCCUAAGCAGCCAUGCAGUGAGAGUUAGGGCACAAAUCACGCUGUUCUAUACGAUCAAGAGUGCAAGUGGUCGGAUGAUUCGGAUCUAGUUUGAUGAUGUGGGUAAUUCAAUGAUCUAGAUUCGAUUUCGAUGCAAUUUCUAAUGUAUAUUUUUGCUAUCCAAUCUAUUUUGCAAUGCGACGCCCUUAUCGUAUCGAUCAAAUGGGGAAAUUCCAAGAUUUUCUUGAAAAAUUUUUACUAUUUGAAAGGGUGAUGAUAUCCGUAUGGGUAGCCGCUUGACUCGGAAGUGUUUGGAAGUAGCAAGGUGGCGAAUUUACUCAGUGAGGAUAUUCAUCUCUCUCUCUCUCUCUCUCUCUCUUGAGUUCCUGCAUUUGCCCGCGAAAUCAGGAUCAAAUCAAUCGUGUAUUGUUAGAGAAAGAGUCCCCCCUAUCUGCAUGGCUCUUUUCCGUCAUCCCCACGUCGAGAAUCGCAAGGUUGAGUUUGGUGCAUGAGACGAGUGUGCUUGUGGGGGACAGAGAGAGCGAGAGAGAGAAACUGGUCGUAGUGAUGGAAGAAUCUGUUUUCCCUUCCUCUUCGUCAGUGUUGGAGCUGCCGGCGACUAGCUCGCCAUCUUUGCUGAGCAAUUCUCCUCUUUUUUUGGCUUGGGCGGCUUUUGCGAUUGGACAGUCGUUCAAAUUCUUCAUCUUGUGGUAUAAAGAAAGGCGAUUCGAUGCUAAGCUACUCAUUGGAUCUGGUGGGAUGCCGUCAUCUCAUUCUGCCACGGUUACGGCACUCGCAGUUUCUAUUGGACUCCAAGAAGGAUUUGACGGAUCACUAUUUGCUGUCGCAGCAGUCUUGGCUUCUGUUGUCAUGUACGAUGCUUUUGGUGUUAGAUUACACGCUGGGCGGCAGGCUGAGGUGCUGAAUCAGAUUGUAUUUGAGCUACCGGCAGAGCAUCCUCUGUCUGACACUAGGCCGCUGCGUGAACUUCUGGGACACACUCCACCUCAGGUUUUUGCUGGAUCAAUGCUUGGACUUGCUAUUGCUCUUGUGGGCUAUGCCAUAUCUAAAUCAGUAAUUGUGGGGUGAUACACUCUUUAAGUGAUCAGCUGCUUCACCAAGAAGUCUCUGCACCAGUAGAUGCUGACAAUCACCUUGAACUCAGGAAGUUCUGCUAUAGACUUUCUCAAUCAGCUUCUUGCAUCUGAUCGGUUAUUCACUGUGACAGUGUGUUGUCACAUGUAGCGUGAACAUUGGUUCUCACCUUAUUUGCUUGGAAGCAAUAAGUUGCAUGUAUAUAGGCAAUUCUGAUCCACUUUUCUGAGAUUGAUUGCGUACUCUUUUCUUUGGCUUAUUACAUGGUCACAUAGUGUCAGUUUCUAGGUCGUGUGUAUGGCUUCAUCUCUAUCCAGAGAUGGUUAUUCCUGGUUUUUCGUGUUCUCAUAAAUUUUUCUCAUUUUUCAUGUAGAAACUUCCAUUAGUAUUUGUUAUCAAUAUUUUUGCACUGCUC